Messenger RNA from Coregonus clupeaformis (lake whitefish), 2224 nucleotides. RefSeq names its product forkhead box protein J1-B-like. Bases 186 to 1592 code for a protein of 468 amino acids. Gene Ontology annotation, biological process: regulation of DNA-templated transcription. The record is from RefSeq and is a predicted model, not a curated record. Gene Ontology annotation, molecular function: DNA-binding transcription factor activity; sequence-specific DNA binding. NCBI's taxonomy places the organism in Eukaryota, Metazoa, Chordata, Actinopteri, Salmoniformes, Salmonidae. The transcript is spliced from 3 exons.
CUCCGCCGUUAUGGGAUUAUUAUCACACACCGACAGGAUCUGGGGUUUACAUUUUUAGAUAGCAGUUCCUCUCCAAGCCAUCUGUACAGACAUCGCAAUAACUUGUAAAAGGUUGGGUACCAUAUAAAAACAGUGGAGCUGAUCACUCAAACUGCACUGCGGAGUACACCAAGGGACACUUUACAAUGCCAGUACUACCAAGUCAGGAGAUUGCCACCAGAUUCCAGGAGAAAUGGAUGAAGCUUCACCCAGAAGACCAAGACAAUGUGAAUGGUUCAGUGCACCUGGAUGACAGUCUCACCAGCCUCCAAUGGCUCCAGGACUUCACCAUAGUCAGUGCGAGUCUAGAAAGCCUACCGGGCUACACUUGCCAACCGUACCACCUGCCUCAGCCCAGCCACCUGCACCCUCAGGGCUCCGACUCCCCCUCCAGUCCACCUGCUGGGGACACUGCAGCCUCCGGCAUGCCUCAGAGUGCAGGCAGCCCCAUCACCUCCAGUGCCUCAGCCAACAGGACUAGUUACUCCUCACUUCACCAGACAGUGACCAACAACCACCACCAGAUCACUGUGCCAGCCAAGUCCCUGGAGGAGGAAGACUUCAAGACCAACCACGAGGUGAAGCCUUCCUAUUCCUACGCCACACUGAUCUGCAUGGCCAUGCAGGCUGGGAAGAAGAACAAGAUCACACUGUCUGCUAUCUAUAACUGGAUCACAGAGAACUUCUGCUACUACAGACAUGCUGAGACCAGCUGGCAGAACUCUAUCCGCCAUAACCUGUCACUCAACAAGUGCUUCAUGAAGGUUCCCAGGCAGAAGAAUGAACCAGGAAAAGGGGGAUUCUGGCAGAUCGACCCUCAAUACGCAGACAUGUUUGUCAAUGGGGUCUUCAAGCGCAGGCGGAUGCCCGCCACCCAUUUCAACACCCAGAGACACAGCAAAACCCAAGGAUCAUCCCGUAAACGAAAAACCCAGGAGUACCACCAGCAUUGCCCCCAGACCCACUACACAGUGUCCCACAGAGGGGCAGGUGCUGGGAACAGAUGCAAACGUGGUGGCACAAAGUGGGAGAUAGUCCAUAAGUCACCACUGUUGACAGCGGAUCUCAGGGAACCAGAUGCACUGAAGGGAGAACUAGACUGGGCCAUGAUGUUUGACGACGUUCUGAAUGGGAGCAGCAAUAACUUUGAGGAUCUAGGGAUGAACCUAGCUCUGAACUCCCUGGGCUGUAAGGUGGAGCUCUCCCAGCAGGAUCAAGGCCGGGGCCGGCACCUGGGGAAGUGGUGCAACGGAGGGGCUGACUGGGACCACCAGCAGGCCUGCAGGUACAUGGAUGUGAGCACCAUGGGCUGCUACAGCAUGGAGGAGAUCCAGCAGCACCUCAACCUAACUGGGCUGCAGCAGCCGCUCCCUUUGGCGGUCCACCCACAGCACUUUGAGGAGCUAACACUGUUCCCUGAUGAGCAGCAGAGGCACCCCUGGGAGGAGCUGAAAGAGGAGCUGCAGGCAGUGCCUAUCACCCUGGACCAUAGCUUCUGUGAAGGCUUCUUCACUGAGAUGCAGCCAUGGGGGACAGCAGAGUCUUAUGUGUGACACCCUCACCCAGCACCAGCCCCAAUACUGAACAAGCACUCCAGCAGGCGGCCAGAGGACCUCGAUAGACUACUGUUUUGCUACAUUAGCAUUAUGGAUUCAUUCAGAGAAACAUACGUUAAUGAAUUUUUUAUCUGAGUCACAUUUACUGUGUUUUUUAUGUGCAUUUUCUAUUUGCUUUUUGAUUGUUUGCAUCCAUGAAACAAACAGGCUGUUUUUAUUGUAGCAUUGAAUGUCUGUUAUAGAACAAAACUAAUCUAUCCUAAUUAGCAACCACUUCGUUUUACAUGAAGGGUUUCAUUUCAAAAUGCUAUAUAUCCAUUUUCAGAAAUGUUGGUAAAUUAGCUUUUAUUUUUUAAAGAACUUAUGAAAGAGUAUGUUUUUUCACUGUCUAAUCAUGGCAUGAGGUUGUUCAAUGACAGACUUAUUUAUUUGAAUUCUAUCACUUGAUGGUUUCAUUUCAGAGAGACAAAUAAUCAUGUUUUGUUGCAAAACGCUAUGUAUCCGCCUCACACUCAGAGGAAUAAGUAGUACUUCUAGGUUUUACACAGUCAAAUGUGAUAAAUAAUUAUGUUUUUUAUAGAGAACUGUACAGAUUAUACAUUUGUGACAUCAAUAUUUAAACAACAAAA